Messenger RNA from Arachis stenosperma, 2076 nucleotides. RefSeq lists its product as uncharacterized. NCBI's taxonomy places the organism in Eukaryota, Viridiplantae, Streptophyta, Magnoliopsida, Fabales, Fabaceae. The record is from RefSeq and is a predicted model, not a curated record. Gene Ontology annotation, molecular function: zinc ion binding. The transcript is spliced from 6 exons. Bases 1 to 2076 code for a protein of 691 amino acids.
AUGGAUGAUGACUGCCCGUGGUUAGUUCAUUUAUCAUACAAUAAAUCACUGCAAUGCUACCAGGUGAAGACUUACAAAAACGAUCACACUUGUGCAAGGGACCUAGGAAGUAACGCUGUUGAUCAACAUUGGAUUAGUAAGAAGGUGGAGAAGAGAAUGAGUUCACAGCCUCACAUGAGAACAAAUGAAGCAAUUGACUUUCUGAGAGAGGAGUUCUCACUCACUGCACAUCCAAAAAUGGUCUAUAGAGCAGUUAAGGAAGCAAGGGAGAAGAUAAUGGGAAAUGAGAGGGAGCAGUACAAUAAUGUGAGGGGUUACUUGUUUGAAAUUCUAAGAAGCAACCCUGGCUCCAGGGCAGAAGUGUGUGUAACUCCAAUUCCUCAAGCCCCUCCACUAUUUGAUAAGCUGUAUAUAGGGUUAGAGGCAUGCAAGCAGGGGUUUAAGAGUGGAUGUAGGCCUCUAAUCCACCUUGAUGGUUGCUUCCUGAAAACAUACUAUGGUGGACAACUCCUAACUGCAGUGGCACAGGAUGCGAAUAAUCAAUUUUAUGUUGUUGCUUACGGAGUUGCAAGGUCUGAAACCAAAGAGUCUUGGAAAUGGUUUCUUACCCUACUUCAGGAGGAGCUGGGGGAUGUGCAGACUCAUGUUAGACAUUUAUUCACUGAGGGAUUACUGUCAGCUUUGAAAGAAGUGAUGCCAAAUGCACAUCACCGAAACUGUGUGAUGCACAUUUGGAAAAACUUCAUAAACCGAUUUAAGGAUUUGUACAUUCGGGAGGUGGUUUGGGAUUGUGCUAGGUGCACCACCAUACCCGAGUUCAAAGAACAAAUGGAGAAGCUCAAAGGUAUUAAUCAGGGGGCAUGGGAAUAUCUUUCCAGGUUUGAGCCAGCAACUUGGGUGAAGGCGUAUUUCUCCCACGGGCCAAAAGUGGACAACCUCACAAAUAACAUGUGUGAGGUGUUCAACUCGAAGAUAGUCAACUACAGAAGCAAGCCUAUCCUCACAAUGUGUGAGGAAAUUAGGUGCUAUCUAAUGCGGAGAAUGGUUAAGCAUAAGGAGCUACUUAGUGAUUAUACAGGAAAGCUUGCACCAGUUCAGCAGAAGAGGAUGGAGCGUCUAAUAAGGCCUAGCAAUAAAUGGCGUGCUGACUGGACAGGUGAUGAUGCACGCAAGCGUUUCGAAGUAACUCGUAAAGCUACAAAGGUGGAUGUUGAUCUCAUGAGGCAGACCUGCUCCUGCAACAAAUGGCAGCUGACUGGCAUGCCAUGUAUCCAUGCCAUAGCAGCCAUAAGGAAGAGGCAUGAUCAUCCAGAGGAUUAUGUGCAUCCAUGGUUAUGCAUGGAGUCAAUACACAAGACAUAUGCUCAUUGUAUUCAGCCAGUGCCAAGUGAGGAGUUCUGGACAAGGACUGAAUAUUCUAGGCCGGAUCCUCCUAUCAUAAAGAGACCAAUUGGCAGGCCAAAAGUACAUAAUAGACAGAAGGAUCCAGCUGAGCCAAUGAUGCAACAGGGAGAUAAGUUGAAGAGGUCAUUCAAAGUCACUUGUAGUAAGUGUGGUUCAACGGGACAUAACUACAAGACAUGCAAGGGCGCUCCAUCUGAUCCCAAUUGGAAACCUAAGACAAAGAAGCCCAAGAAAGGUUCCACAUCUCAGUCAAUGGCAGUCAUCCCACUGUCACAAUCAGCUCCAAAUGAUAGUGAUGCUCCACCUAGUCAGGAUACUCCAUCUGUUCAGGAUCAUAACAUAACUACUCAGCAAUCCACACCUGAUCUCUCAACACAGGUUUCAAGUGGUGUCAUCCCAGGUCCUUCCAACCCUGUGGCAACAACACCAUCAGUACCCCAAGUCAGGCCCGCACCAGCGACCAGAAGGACACCGUUUUGCCCUCCACUCCAAGUUCCAUCUACAACGGCCCAAAAAACUCAAGCAGCUCCAGCGAGGAUGAGGCCCAAGCAGAAGAUAUUCAGGCCAUCAGCUCCACUAUGCCCCACUCCACAACCCCCUCAAAGUCAGCCAAACUCCACUGGCCCACAACCACCUCAAGUCGUACCAGGAACAAGUGGAUCAGCUACCUAG